Molecule: messenger RNA, 1131 nt
Organism: Entrophospora candida
Lineage: Eukaryota; Fungi; Glomeromycota; Glomeromycetes; Entrophosporales; Entrophosporaceae
Source: the annotation of a GenBank genome assembly
AUGCUGAGAUGUGUUCCAAAUUAUUUUAGAGUUUAUAGAAAAUCACUAAAUCAUCAAUUAUUAAUUUCUAAAUACACAACAAAAAUUAGAUUAAUUAGUUCAAAUGCAACUGUUAUUUCUUCUGAAAAUAAUAAUAAUAACCAAGUUCAAAUUGAAAAAGAAAAUGAUAUAGUACAUAAAGGUGAUCACUACGUGCAAAUUCCAAAUCGUGCAUUAAUUGAAAUUCAUGGAGAAAAUGCUGUAAAAUUUCUACAGGGACUUAUCACAAAUAAUAUGCCAUUGAUACAAAACGGAGGUGAUGGUUUUUAUGCAGCAUUUUUGAACACAACUGGACGUGUUCUAUAUGACACAUUUAUCUAUCCCAAAAACAUUGGAUCAACUUUUCCACAUCCAACUUUUUUAAUUGAAUGUGAUUCUCGUGGAUCGUCACAUCUAAUAAAUCAUCUUAAAAAAUAUCUUCUAAGAUCAAAGAUUGUAAUUACUGAUGUUUCAAGUCAUUACAAUGCUUGGAGUAUAUGGGGUAAAAAUAUAAAUAAUUUAUGGUGGCAACAUCAAAUUCCUAAACCUUUUACAACAAAAUUGCCAACAGGUACUUUGGUCUUGAAAGAAAGAAUAAAUGAAAUUGGAUGUAAAGAUAAAAGGUAUCCAGAUAUGGGAUUAAGAUUGGUGUUACCAGCCGAUACAAAACCAAUAUUACCAUCCUCUUUUACUGAAUUACCAUCAAUAGAAUAUACUAUUAGAAGAAUUUUGCAUGGUAUUCCAGAAGGAAUUGAUGAUUUUGAAACAGGAACAUCAUUGCCACUACAAUCUAAUUUUGAUUAUAUGGGAGGAAUUGAUUUUCAUAAAGGCUGUUAUAUUGGUCAAGAACUUACAUUUCGUACAUAUCAUACUGGAGUAACAAGAAAAAGAAUUAUUCCAAUACAACUAUAUCGUGAAGGAGAAAGCAAACCAACAACCUUAGUGGUUGAUCGCAAAUACAAUACAUCAUCAUCGGAUCUUCCUCCACCCCAUAAAGAAAUUGUUAAUAUCACUGAUAACAAAAAAGGACGUUCAAUAGGCAAUAUUGGUUCAUCUUGUUAUAAUGUAGCAUUGGCGCUUUUAAGAUUGGAUAAGCUCAAGAUGAAGUUGUAG